CCCUCUUCCACUCUCUGCACAGAAACAUAGAGAACCCAGUGGGACAGCACUCACUGUGAUGGUAGUUUAGCAACCAGUCCUAUUUACUCCAUCCGGAUACUAUGGGAUCUUCAGUGGAACCCAUAGCAUUUCACAUACCCAUGGAUGGUUUUCUGACCUUUGGAACCACGGAAUUCAAUUCAGGAUCGGACAAGUCUAGAGGUCACAGAAGCGAACAUAUGAAGUUUUCAGGCGUGGGCAAGUUUGGUCUUCUGAACGACCCUGUUAGAAUGGUCAAGCAACGUCAUCGCCACAGAAACCGCACUGCCCUCUCCGUGAUUGCAGAGUUAGGGUCGGAGAGCAAUGCUCACGGCUUUGCAAAGAUUGUUACGUCCGACGACACAAAGCGCAAGGUGAUCUGGGCCCUCUUGGUGAUCAUGGGUUUCACAGCAGCAACACUCCAGCUGUCCCUGUUGGUGAGGAAAUACCUACAGUUCCAGGUGGUGGAGCUCUCCGAGAUCAAGGAGAGCAUGCCCGUGGAGUUCCCGUCCAUUUCUGUAUGUAACAUCGAACCCAUUUCUUGGCGCAAAAUGCGCAUUCUGUUUUCAUCAAACAGCACAGAACUCAUUUCUUGGAUUAAUUUUGUGAGCAGUGAAAAGUUACGUUUUGAUGAUCAGCAUGCUGCUCACUUAACGUCUAUCCGGGCCUUCUAUGAGAAUCUUGGCGAAGAAGCCAAGUUUAUGAGCCAUGACAUAAACGACUUUCUCAUCAACUGCAAAUUCAGUGACGAAGUCUGUUCGGUGCACAAUUUUACAACAUUUUUCGAUGGAAAUUAUUACAGUUGCUUCACAUUCAAUGGAGGAGAUAUGGCGGAGAAGCUACUGAUGCACGCAACUGGACCACAAAAAGGUCUCUCCUUGAUUAUCUCCCUUGACAAUGACGAUCCUCCAUUGGGGUCCUACGGAUUGUAUGAUAUGAAUUCCAACAUCCUCCACAGUGCGGGGGUCAGAGUGGUGGUGCAUGCACCCAACACCAUGCCAAGUCCAGUAAAUCACGGCUUUGAUGUUCCACCUGGGUAUUCCUCCUCCAUCGGAUUGAAAGCCGUGCUGCACACGCGGCUGUCGGAGCCCUACGGAAACUGCACAAACGAUGACUUGCUGGGAACGCAGGUGUAUCGGAACACGUUCUUCUCAUGUUUGCAGCUUUGUCAGCAGCGACUUAUCAUGAGUCAGUGUGGCUGCAUGUCAUCUGAUCUGCCGGAAACUGAAGCGGAAAAUGUGACCUUCUGUGGCGUGAUAGACAAUUGGAAGGAUCUGAUGUACAAGGCAAUGAACUCUAACGAAACAAGGCACGUAGACCUCCCUAAGCUCAAGUGUGAGCAAGAACUGAUACAAAAGAUGUCCCACGACAGAUCGUAUGAAAAAUCGUGUAAAUGUUUCCAGCCUUGCCAUGAGACAACGUUUCAAAAAUCGGUGUCGCUUUCGUACUGGCCCCUGGAGUUUUACCAGCUGAAUGCCUUGCAAUUGCUUUAUGGAGACAAAAUAAACCAAAACUUUAUGCAUGAGGCUUAUACGUAUCUUUCCAAUCUGGCCAACCUUACAAAGUUGAAGAGUGAUAGAAAUGAUUCAAGAACUGAGAACAUCAUCAAACAAAGUUACUCGUUAUCCGAGAAAGAGAAAACCGAGAGAGCAUCAAACUUGAUUCGGCAGAAUUUGCUGCGACUUAACAUUUACCUGGAGGAUUUAAGUGUGGUGGAGUUUCGCCAGCUCCCAGCGUAUGGCCUGGCCGAUCUGUUUGCUGAUAUUGGCGGCACUCUGGGACUGUGGAUGGGGAUUUCAGUACUGACUAUCAUGGAACUCAUGGAGUUAAUAGCAAGAUUAAUUUUGCUGCUUUUUAAUUCUGAGAAGAAGAUGCCCGAACACGACCCAGUUUCCAACGGAAUGCUGGACCACGAACAUGAUUAUGACUACGACAGACGGAAUGAGUCUCCCGUUUGACCGAAAUAAGUUCCCAGAAUGGAUGACAUAAAUUAAUGCUCAGGGCAAAAGACAAAGGUAUUUCUUCCAAAGGAUUUGAAAAUUCUGAAAGUGGAUUUCAUUGAAGGAAUAGUGAAAGUUUCCAGUGGUGCAAUAGCGGCCAUCUUUAGGAUUAUGGCCAUAAUUCCUUCUAAGCAUAGUAUGGGACAGAUCAAGAUCAAUGACUGGCCGUUGUUUGUCAGGAACAGCCUCUCUGUUCAAUUCUGGGAUGGACCAAGUGCAUUUUGUUGAUUUUACAAAUUCCCAUCAUCUACUAAGACACCUGCCCGGGAGCAAUGGGAAAGACAGUUCAACUGGACCUUGGUGUAACAUACAAUAUGACUGGUUAAAAGUCAUGUGACUACCCGACAACCGCAGAGUGUUAUGUAACCUGUGAUUGGAUUAACACAAGCAACUAUGUGUCUCUUGUUACAGAUUCAUAAUCAAGUGUUUGGGAGUGUUAUGAAUAUUGGUGAGAAUGUGGAACAAUUCAUGCCAAUUAUAUUACUGGUAGUGUAUGUGAGAAUUAUGUCCUGCCAGAAAUGGCUUUGUGGGACAAGGACCCAUACUUGGAACUGUGCUAUAUUUGUAAAUAUAAACGAAGGUGUUUCACCAUAGCAACAUGUGAUGUCAGUGUUAAAGUCUGAUGAGAUUUGAAAGAUCCAUAUAUAUUUUGUCAACUAUAUUAUCAUUUAUCAUGCUUUCUCCUCUGCAAAUGUUAUCACUUAACUAGAACAUGUAUACACAAUACGUAUUCCCUAACAGUGAAGCAUGUUAUCAUUUGAUUAGAACAGAUAUACACAAUACGUAUUCCCUAACAGUGAAGCAUGUUAUCAUUUGAUUAGAACAGGUAUACACAAUAUGUAUUCCCCAACAGUAAAGCAUGUUAUCAUUUGAUUAGAACAGGUAUACACAAUACGUAUUCCCCAACAGUGAAGUAUAUAUUAUCACGUAAAGGUCAAGUAAAGCGAAAAACAUUUUGCGAAAAUAAAUUUCCAAGAUACAGUUAGUCAAUUUCCGAGAGAGAGAGGAGAGAGAGAGAGAGAGAGAAAGAGAGAGAGAGAAAGAGAGAGAGAGAGAGAUAAUAACAAUAAUAUUCGCAGAAAGUAUUUAAAUGUCCAAGUGAAAGUGCUGAAAUCACACGCUCAGUAAUCCACUUUCCAAAACAAACUAAUUUGGGGGCGUGGCCUAAAGCUACCGCCGCAGCGGUGACAACUGUUUUCGUUGGCUGAUACGUUCGCCGCGUUUAUCUAUCUUGUGAUUCUUAGACAUUAUACAUAUACUGUUUCUGCUAUAUCAGUUAAUCCUACAAAAACAUUGCAUACAUUGUUGAAUGUGUGAAACGACCCUUGAUCUUGACAUUGUGAAUAAUUAAAUUCGGUACUUAGAGUUUUAUCACUAACCUCCUGGUCGGGUAAUAAAACACCAGCUGCCCUCUGCCCUAUUCCCCACAAUAAAUGCCUGUCAGGGCUUAACCCCCUGAGUCAACAACUGCAGGCAUCUUCAGUGUUGUUACUAAGAUGACAUAAGUUGCGGACACGGUAAUGAUGGAUGAGCAGACAGAAAAAAGACGUUAUCCAAAAAAACCGGCAUCAGCCAUAAACAAUGAAAUUACGCAGCGCAGUUAAAAAAAAUAAGCCACAUCAUAGUCAUUGCCAAUUUAACUUGGUAAAGAUACCAUAUGCAUUAUUUUUUAAUAACUUGCAAAUUAUAUAUAAAGAAACUCAUUUCACACAAUUUCAGCAAGUUUUAGCACAAUAUGGAACAGACUUAUCGUCCACUGAGAGGGCAUCUUGACGUGGUCCUGCAUGUGGGUCACAAAAUCCCGAGCUUGCAAUAAAUUCUAUCUUAUCUGAAGGCCUCUGAAUAAGCUGGAUUAAUUCCAUCUGCUUGGGUAGUGGAAAGUAUUGGCCAGUUUGAUAUACGGCUGCUCCAGUAGGGCCAAGGAGGACAUGUCCAAUGCCCAAAUCUCAGGUUGGUUACCAGGCCUCUUACCAGCCUGUACAUAUCACAUGGACAGCAAAACAAUAGAUCUUGAAUCAAUAUAUUAUUAUGAAAACAUUUCUGAAAUUCUUUAGCACCAUAUGUUUUUGAGUACAGUGUGCACCCAAGCAUGACUCGCAAUCAAAUGGGGGAUUUGUAUUUUGGAAAUAGAUUGUUUGUUUAAGCACAGUUAAAAACUACAUCAUAUUCCUUCACAUGUUCAGGGAAUAACCAUCUUGGUCAUUAAAAAGAUGAAAUUUGAGAAAAAUACAAGACAAGACAUGAGAAGUUACCAGUUAAACUGUAUUUCCUGUUCUGAUAGGCAUUGUUUUACAUGCAGAGAUUAAAAAUACCUUGGUUUUUCUCUUGUAAUCUGAGGUGGACAUAGCAAUUAGUUGUACACACAUUUUCUCUAUUCUAGAAAUGAAUUUUGAAAGAAUGAUCAGAAUUUGUUUUAAAUGAAUUUGAAACUAUUAUUUCAACAGGAAUAAUGAAUUUAAAUACAGUGUCAUUUUAGUUGCAGCUUUUAAUAUAUAUAUUCAAAAUAAUAACCAUAAGUGUAGCAAGUGUAGGUACAGCUGAUUCCUAUUGCCAGAUAUUAUUUACAUAUGGAACAAUUUGACCAGUCACCAUUGAGACUUCCCGCAGUCUUGCCAGUUUGAUCGCAAAAACGAUAUAUUGAUACACAAUCAUCAAAUUACAACAAAUAUCACUUUCAACAAGUGAAAGUAUGGUAUUUAUGAUAUAUGCAUCCAUUCUCUGUCAACUAAAGUUUGUUUCAAGGUGCCAAUAGCUGUAAUCUAACCAUGGUUGCUAUAAAUAGUGAGUGAGUUGGGUUUAACGCCGCUUUUAACAGUAUUGAUCCAGUUAUAUUGCGGCGUGUCAGCUUAAUGUGGGAAGAAAGCCCGAAGUGAUGCAGGUCUCAGACGUUUACCACU
Messenger RNA from Haliotis rufescens (red abalone), 4915 nucleotides. RefSeq names its product FMRFamide-activated amiloride-sensitive sodium channel-like. The transcript has 2 exons. Gene Ontology annotation, biological process: sodium ion transmembrane transport. Gene Ontology annotation, molecular function: ligand-gated sodium channel activity. Lineage: Eukaryota; Metazoa; Mollusca; Gastropoda; Lepetellida; Haliotidae. The coding region runs from base 102 to 1976 and encodes 624 amino acids. The record is from RefSeq and is a predicted model, not a curated record. Gene Ontology annotation, cellular component: membrane.